Messenger RNA from Diprion similis, 883 nucleotides. RefSeq names its product NADH-ubiquinone oxidoreductase chain 5-like. The transcript has a single exon. The annotation marks the transcript as partial. Gene Ontology annotation, biological process: ATP synthesis coupled electron transport; electron transport coupled proton transport. Gene Ontology annotation, molecular function: NADH dehydrogenase (ubiquinone) activity. Lineage: Eukaryota; Metazoa; Arthropoda; Insecta; Hymenoptera; Diprionidae. The record is from RefSeq and is a predicted model, not a curated record.
UUAUCUAGAUUAACUAUAUUUAUGUCUGGAUUAAAUGCGAAUUUUGAAUUUGAUUUAAAAAAAAUUAUUGCUUUAUCAACUUUAAGUCAAUUAGGUUUAAUAAUAAGAAUUUUAUUUUUAGGAUUUAAGUUUUUAGCUUUUUUUCAUCUUUUAAUACAUGCAUUUUUUAAAGCAUUAUUAUUUAUAUGUUCAGGAGUUUUUAUUCAUGGAUUGAAUAAUUUUCAGGAUAUUCGUUUAUUAGGUUCAAUAUUUAAUCAAAUACCUUUUACUUCUAUUUGUUUUCAUUUUUCUAAUUUAUCUUUAUGUGGAUUUCCUUUUUUAGCUGGGUUUUAUUCUAAGGAUAUAAUUUUAGAAAUAAUUUUAAUAUUAAAUUAUAAUAUAUUUAUUAUAUUUAUUUUUUUUAUUUCAACUUUUUUAACAGUUUCUUAUACUUUCCGUUUGAUUUAUUUUUCAAUAUUAGGUUGAUAUAAUAUAAUUAGAUUAAAUUAUUUAAAUGAUUAUGAUGCUUAUAUAAAUAAUUCAAUAUAUUUUAUAAUAUUGAUAGUAAUUUUAGGGGGUUCUAUAUUUAGUUGAUUAAUUUUUCCUUAUAGAUAUACCAUUAUUUUGCCUUUUUAUAUAAAAAUUUUACCAAUUUUAAUUAUUUUUUUAGGUAUAUUAUUUGGAUUUUUUAUUUAUUAUUUAAAUGUUAAAAUGUUUAAGUUAAAGUUUUAUUUUUUAAAGAUAUUUUUUAGAACAAUAUGGUUUUUACCUGUUAUUUCUACUUAUGGUUUAAUUAAAAACAUUAUAUUUAUAAAUAAAGAAUUAACAUUAAAUUUUAAUCAAAAUUGAUUAGAAUUUUAUAAAAGAAGAAUAAUUAUAAUUUUUAUGAAAAAUUUUUAUAUAU